AUGCUGGUGGUCAUUGCUAGCAGCCGGUCCAUACAUUCUCAAAACCCCACCACGCACGACAGCCCGUCGCCGUCGUCGCCAUCGCCAUCAUCAAGCACCGCCAGCAGCCAGGCAACCACGACGACGACGACGACGACGACAACAACCACCACCACCCCCACCACCACCACCCUCCCAGAACCCAAAGACCCCGGAUCGUCCUCCUCCCCCCCUUCUCCUCAAUCCACCAGUACCACCCAAGCACCAACGACAGCAAGCGUCGGCAUCCAGUCCGUGCCCUCCUCGCCAUACUCUCCCCCCUCCCCUCUCAUCGCCGACCGUCAAUCCAGCCGGCGGACAGACCACCCUCAGCACCCCCACCAGCAACAGGGCCUCCACCAUGAUGGCGGUGGGCGCGACUAUCACCACUACUCGGCCAGGGUCCACAUCUGGCAGUAG
Molecule: messenger RNA, 438 nt
Organism: Diplodia corticola
Lineage: Eukaryota; Fungi; Ascomycota; Dothideomycetes; Botryosphaeriales; Botryosphaeriaceae
Exons: 1
Coding region: 1-438 (145 amino acids)
Source: RefSeq, a predicted model, not a curated record